This is a messenger RNA of Culicoides brevitarsis, 2914 nucleotides long. RefSeq names its product breast cancer type 2 susceptibility protein homolog. The transcript is spliced from 3 exons. Gene Ontology annotation, cellular component: nucleus. The record is from RefSeq and is a predicted model, not a curated record. Gene Ontology annotation, biological process: double-strand break repair via homologous recombination; regulation of DNA-templated transcription. NCBI's taxonomy places the organism in Eukaryota, Metazoa, Arthropoda, Insecta, Diptera, Ceratopogonidae. Bases 37 to 2847 code for a protein of 936 amino acids.
GGCUUUGGACUGGCUAGUGAAAAACCAAUUAACCAAAUGUCUAAAUCAAAAAUUUGUGUUGUAGAAAAUUCUCUAUCAAAAUGUGAUUCAGCACCUGGUUUUACUGGGUUUGGUCUCGCUAGUGGAAAAUCGGUACUUCAGAAUACCAAAGCUGUGAAUAUAUUCAAUGAAAUUUUGGACGAAUUUCCAAUAGAAACUUCUACGUUUAGAGGUUCAGGAUUAUGUAGUGCAAAAUACAUCGUAGGUGAAAGUAGUAAAACAACCACUUUAUUAAACGAUAUCCUAGGAGAUUUUUCAAAGAAUACAGUGGUCGGUGAAAGUAAUUCAAAAACUUCAUAUUCAAAGCCGAUCCCAAAAGAACUGGAAGAUAAUUCGUUUGACAAUCAAAUAAGUGAAGUUGUUUUUAGCCCACCAAACCCAGUUGAAAAAAGUGCUCAGGAAAAUUCGAAAGUUAGUCCAUUAAAUACAAAGGAAAAUAUUCAACCGUUGCCAAAGCGUGUCAAUCAACUCCGGUCACCACAAGUAACCAAGUCGCCUUUAAUUGAAUCGCCAGAAGCAUUCAUGAGUAACUUAAUAAAUCGACAAUCGAUAGCAGCAAGUACUCCACUUAUGAACAAGAGAGGAAAUUUUAAAAAUUCAUCAGUUAGGCGAACUAAAUUACUAAAUCGCUUGACAGAAGAUCCGGAAGAGCUUGAAAAGAGCGCUUUGCUAGAAGAAAUGACAAUUGAUAUGAAGGAAAUGCGAAAAAUAUCUUACUCUGAACAAGCCAAAGAGAUUGAAACAAAAUCCGAAGCUAUGAAAGCAGCGAUGCCUGGAGCAUUGUUUGUGAGAAAACAACAAGAAAAUAGAGUAAGCUGGCAGAAUUUUGUGAGAGAAAUCAGAAAUUGUCAACCAUCGAUUGAAAUUGCAGCAAAGGACUUAACAUUUGAUAAUGCAAAGCAUUUUCGGUUUAAUUUGUUGCAGAUAUGUAGCAAAUCUGAACUGGAAUCCAACAAGAUGUAUUUUUCAAUAUCUCCUGCAAUCAAAAUAAUUCCUGAUGAGAAAUUCCGAAUAGGGUUUGGUGAAUUUUUCAACACUUUUAUGACUUUGCCAGGAGUAAACAAAAAACUAAUAUCACCAAAAUGGUUUCAACAUCACUAUAAAAUGGUAGUUUUUAAAUUAUUCCUAUAUGCGAAAAGGGCAAAAGUUGCUCUAGGAGUAUUUUUGACUCCGCAAAACAUAAUUGAACAGAUAAAGUUUCGUUACGAUCUGGAAAUCGAUAAAGUCGUUAGAUCGGCUAUUAAGCGAUGCAUCGAAGGAGAUGAUGUUCCAGGAAAACGUCUUGUGUUGGAAGUAGUUGAUAUCCAAGAAAAUGUUGUAACUUUUAGUGAUGGUUGGUAUGCAAUAAAAACUGAAUGUGAUUUUGAAUUAAAAAAGAAAAUCAAAGAGGAAAAACUUUGGAUUGGACGUAGAAUCAUAACAUCAGGAGCGGAAAUUAAGAAUCUGGAUGCUUUUUGUGACCCGAUCAAUAUGCCUGACAGUGUUCGUCUUAAAAUACAUUACAACAGUACGCGAAUAGCUCCAGUUGAUGCAAAACUCGGGUACCAACGAAAUCCUUUGCCUCUGUUAGUAAGGAUGAAUGACAUCAAAAUACAAGGAGGUCUUGUCUCAAGUGUUCUCGCGUAUGUAGCUCGCGUUUAUCCUCUGAUAUUUCAGAACAAAUUGACAAAAGAAUAUUACAACGAACAUCAAGAACGUCGUCUAUGCAUCAAAUGGGAAGCAGAUCGAUCUGCAAGAGCCAAUAAAAUUCUAGAGGAGACCACAGAAGAAGUGAAAAAUGACCUUAAAUUAACAUCUUUUGAUGCUUCGCCUGGCACGAAAGAAGUACAUCAGUUAAGAUGCGCUAUCGAAGAAGGAUCUGACACAUUCAAUAUAAAUCCCGCACAACGUAUUUUACUUGACAACGAAAAUGAGCGAAUUAACAACGAGAUCGCUCGACGUAUCUUGAACAAGUCGAGAACGCUUGCUUGGCAAGUGUCUCCUUGCUUGAGGAUGUGUGUCUUAGAUGUGCAUCAACCGAAAACGGGAGUGAUUCUCACAAUUUGGGAUCCUAAAGACGUUUACAAUCCAAAAAUUAAAGAAAAUCAAGUUUUUAAAAUAACAAAUCUUAAUCCGAGUGUCUGUGAUGGUGCCUUAAGACUUUUCAGUACAAAUAGCACAAAAUUUGAACAAGUUCAUGCAAGUUUCGCAGAUAUUGCGAGAUUUAAUAGAAAUGUGACUCAAUUAGAGGACAUCUCAAUACUCAAGACGAAUCCACCUGAAUUUGACGAAGUGGAUAUAAAUUGUUAUGUUGUGUUUGUUCAGAGGAAAGAUCAAGUGAAUUUAGUUUACGUUACGAAUGCGAAAGGCGACAUGGUCAUCAUUAAUUUUUGUUCAUCUUUAGAAGAAAGUGGAUACAGUGAAAUUGUCAAGGAGGGUGUUUUCUUGUCGUUUCAAAAUCUACAAUGGCGAUCAGUAGGCUCCAGUACAAGUGUUAUCCCGACUCUGUUUGUUAAGAAUUUAUUUACUAAAAUUACAUUGUUGACCGACAGAAAGGUGUCAGAAGAACAAAAAACUUUCAUCCAGUCUUUCAACGGAAUAGAUUGUAAUAAAUUUGCUCAAGAAUUGUCAAUGAAACUAGGAAUAGAACUGAAUGCAGUUAAAAUUAAUGAGUCUCUCGGUGACACAUCAAGACGAGAAAUUGUAGAAACAAGUGUCAAUCAAAGUAAUGAUAACAGUUUGGGGACCAGCAAGCGAAAGAGACUCGGGAAUACUGUUCACACUGCAAAGAAAAAAAUUUGCACGAGAUCACAGACGAACAUAAAAUGAUGCAAAAAUAAUAGAUACUUAAAUAAAUUAUUUGUUAAUCUUCAUUUUGGAAAAUAAAAUUAUUUAA